UGGGGCAGGAGGGCCCCAACUGGGCCCCGGGUGGACGCCUCGUCCCAGUGGCACCGACGCGCUCUCGCCCCCGCCAUGCUCCUGCUGCUAGGGCUGUGCUUGGGGCUGCCGCUCUGCGCGGGGUCUCUGGAAGACGCGAGAACCCGGGAUGACACUUCGGAACAAGUUGGACGCAGGUUGCCAAGGCAAGCCCGACUGUUGCAAAGGCUGAAAACCAAACCCUUGAUGACGGAAUUCUCGGUGAAGUCUACCAUUAUUUCUCGUUACGCCUUCACUACGGUUUCCUGUAGAAUGCUGAAUAGAGCUUCCGAGGACCAGGAAAUUGAGUUUCAGAUGCAGAUUCCAGCUGCAGCUUUCAUCACCAACUUCACUUUGCUCAUUGGAGACAAGGUGUAUCAGGGAGAAAUUACAGGGAGAGAAAAGAAAAAUGGUGAUAAGGUAAAAGAGAAAAGGAAUAAAACCUCAGAAGAUAAUGGGGAGAAGGGGACUGAUAUGUUCAGAGCCUCUGUCGUGAUUCCCAGCAAGGACAAAGCUGCCUUCCUCCUCAGUUAUGAAGAACUCUUACAGAGGCGGCUGGGGAAGUAUGAGCACGUUAUCAGUGUGCGGCCCCAGCAGUUGGUGGGGAGGCUGAUGGUGGAAGUGAACAUUCUGGAGAGGUCCGGCAUCGAGUCCCUGGAGGUGCUACCCUUACAGCACAGCCGGCAGAAGGACAGUGGGAGAGGGGAAGAUGAUUCUGGGCUGCCUCCUUCUACUGUUAUCAACCAAAAUGACACUUUUGCCAAAGUCACUUUUAAGCCAAGUGUGGUCCAACAAGCCAGGAUUGCUCAGAAUGGCAUUUUGGGAGAUUUCAUCAUUAGAUAUGAUGUCAACAGGGAACAGAGCAUUGGGGACAUCCAGGUUCUAAAUGGCUAUUUUGUGCACUACUUUGCCCCCAAAGACCUACCUCCUUUGCCCAAGAACGUGGUAUUUGUGCUUGACAGCAGUGCCUCCAUGGUAGGAACCAAGCUCCGGCAGACCAAGGAUGCCCUGUUCAGGAUUCUCCACGACCUCCGACCCCAGGAUCAUUUCAAUAUCAUUGGAUUUUCCAACCGCAUCAAAGUGUGGAAGGACCAUUUGGUAUCAGUGACUCCGGACAAUGUGAGAGACGGCAAAGUCUAUAUUCACCACAUGUCUCCCACUGGAGGCACAGACAUCAACGGGGCCCUGCAGAGGGGCAUCAAGCUGCUCAACGACUAUGUGGCCCACAACGACAUCGAAGACCACAGCGUGUCCCUCAUCAUCUUCCUGACCGAUGGGAAGCCCACCGUUGGGGAGACCCACACCCUCAAGAUUCUCAACAACACCAAGGAGGCUGCCCGAGGCCAAAUCUGCAUCUUCACCAUCGGCAUCGGGAAUGACGUGGACUUCAUGUUGCUGGAGAAACUGUCACUGGAGAACUGUGGCCUCACACGGCGAGUUCUUGAGGAGGAUGACGCGGGCUCGCAGCUCAUCGGGUUCUACGAUGAGAUCAGGACCCCGCUGCUCUCGGACAUCCGCGUGGAUUAUCCGCCGGCCUCGGUGGAGCACGCCACCAGGACCGUGUUCCCCAACUACUUCAACGGCUCGGAGAUCGUCACCGCGGGGAAGCUGGCCGACAGCCAGGCGGGGCGGCUGCACGUGGAGGUCACGGCCAGCAACAGCCAGAGGUUCGUCCUCCUGAAGACCGACGUGGCCCUGGAGCCCCACCAGGCGGGCAGGGGCGGGGGCGCCGAGGGCCGCAACCACGUGGAGCGGCUCUGGAGCUACCUGACCCUGAAGGAGCUGCUGAGCUCCUGGCGCCACAGCGGCGACGAGCGGGAGAAGCAGCGCCUGGGGCAGAGCGCGCGGACUCUGGCCGUGGCCCGCGGCUUCCUCACGCCGCUCACCGCGCUGCACCUGAGCCGGCGGGCGCUGCAGCCGCACCAGCUGGAGGACGCGCGCGGCGCGGCGGCCGCCCUGGGCCCCGAGCCGGUGGUGCAGCGCCUGCGCGGCGCCGGCGGGCGGCCAGGACCUGCUCUGAAGAAACCAUACAGCCCAAGAAUUAAAGUCUCCAAAACCUCAGUGGAUGGAGAUCCCCAUUUUGUCGUGGAUUUCCCCCUGAGCAAGCUCACUGUCUGCUUCAACAUCGAUGGGCAGCCAGGGGACAUCCUAAGGCUCGUCUCCGAUCACGCGGACUCUGGCGUGACCGUGAACGGGGAGCUGAUUGGGGCCCCGGCGCCCCCAAGCGGCCACAAGAAGCAGCGCACCUACUUCCGCACCAUCACCAUCCUCGUCAGUAAGCCCAAGAGAUCUUAUCUGGAGAUCACACCCAACAGAGUCAUCUGGGACGGUGGGGAUAGGCUGGUCCUGCCCUGCAACCAGAGCACAGCGGUGGGGAGUCGGGGGCUGGAGGUGUCCGUGUCCGCCAAUGCCAAUGUCACCGUUACCGUCCGGAGCACCAUUGCCUUCGUCAUCCUCAUUCACCUGUACAAAAAGCCGGCCCCCUACCAGCGCAACCACCUGGGUUUCUACAUCUCCAACAGCGAGGGCCUCUCUGGCAACUGCCACGGACUGUUAGGUCAGUUCCUGAACAAGGAUGCCAGCCUCACAGAGGAGCCUACUCACCCUGCAUUCCCGAAGGCAGGCGAGCAGUCUGAGACCUUCCUAAAGGUGAAAGGACACCAGGUCCCGGUGGUCUGGAAACAGCGGAAAAUCUACAAUGGGGAAGAGCAGGUGGACUGCUGGUUUGCCAGGAACAACGCAGCCAAACUGAUCGACGGGGAGUACAAAGAUUACCUGGCAACCCAUCCUUUUGACUCAGAGACGUCAUUCGGCCUGGGACUCUCCAGGGGACUCUGACACCAGCAGCCUGAACGCACGAGAGCGUGACAGGGAAGUGGUCUCUGGGGUCCCCGCGGUGCGCUUCCUGUCGCUCGCGCAUGCCUGGUGUCUUGGCAGUUAGCUGCCUCCAGUGACCUUCCCUCGGUGGCAUGUAGGCCCAGGGUCUGCUUGAGUGAAGGGUAGAGUCAGGACUCGGAAGCAGAAAUGUUAUUUCCUUCUACUUCCUGCUCCUGCCUCCCCCCUCCCUCUGUCCGGUAGAGAAAGAUGGUGGCCCCAAGGGGGAAAGCAAGACGUCUGCGUCUCGUUCCAACUGGCUUGUCUGUCUCCUAGCCUGUCAUAAGGUAACUGAUGAAGAAACAUUGCCACAAAGCUCCCUUUCUCUGGAAAUGACGAAGUUUGGGCACUCUGCUUUCCACCUUAUUCUAAUGCUUAGCAAUCUCUCCUCUUAGAACUACCGUCUUCUCCAGAUGUGUGGCCAACCUCUGCCUCAGGGGAACCUCUCCUUGGGCCCCGGCCAUGGGUCAGGCAAAUAGCUCAUAGAUUUGAUCAUUGUAAACAAUUAAGUCUUUUCUUGGGAGAGGAUUUUCUUCCACUGUGAUAUCUUGCCCUUGAAAGUGAGUUUGCAUUAAAAAAAAAAAUUGGUUGAAAAU
Molecule: messenger RNA, 3488 nt
Organism: Neomonachus schauinslandi (Hawaiian monk seal)
Lineage: Eukaryota; Metazoa; Chordata; Mammalia; Carnivora; Phocidae
Gene: ITIH5
Product: inter-alpha-trypsin inhibitor heavy chain 5
Exons: 15
Coding region: 76-2856 (926 amino acids)
Biological process (GO): hyaluronan metabolic process
Molecular function (GO): serine-type endopeptidase inhibitor activity
Source: RefSeq, a predicted model, not a curated record